Molecule: messenger RNA, 903 nt
Organism: Zootoca vivipara (common lizard)
Lineage: Eukaryota; Metazoa; Chordata; Lepidosauria; Squamata; Lacertidae
Source: RefSeq, a predicted model, not a curated record
GACCAACACGGCUACCUACCUGUUAUUCGAGGGACAAGCAUGGCCUGGAAACAGUUUAAAAUCAGGAGUGGGGAGCCUUGUUUAUCUCGGGAGUAGCCAGGAUUUAUGUUUUUUUUCCGGGGGGUGUAGAAUCAAGCCUAAAAGGGAUCCAUCAUGGCCAAAGAUAUCCUAGGUGAAGCAGGCUUUCACUUUGACGAACUGAACAAACUGAGGGUUUUGGACCCGGAGGUGUCCCAGCAAACGACUGAGCUGAAAGAGGAAUGCAAAGUAUUUGUAGACAAAAUUGCAGAAUUUAAGAAAAUAGUGGGCAGCCUCAUCGAACUUGUAGAUCAGCUAGCAAAAGCAACCGAAAAUGAGAAGAUUAAGGCAAUUGGCGCUCGCAACUUGCUGAAAUCCAUAGCGAAGCAAAGAGAAGCCCAGCAGCAGCAGCUUCAGGCGCUGAUAGCCGAGAAGACAACACAGCUGGAAAGGUACCGCAUCGAAUAUCAAACGCUGUGUAAAAUAGAAGCGGACCAGAACGAAUUCAUUGAUCAAUUCAUUUUCCAGAAGUAGAGAGAGAGAAUGAGAGAAUUUGUGACCAGCACCAAACACACUGGGAAAUCUUGAACCAUUCCUAUAGUCUAAUGGGGGUUUUUUAGGGGGAGGAAAUGGGAGGGGGCAAUUUUGACCUUUUUAUUUUUUAAAUUGACCAAGAUCACCUCUCAAAAAUGAAACAAAAAAAGGUUAGAUCUUAAAUACACUUUGGACUUAUUCAGGUCUGGCAAUAAGAUAUUUCUAAAAGGUAUUUAGGGACAGCUACAGCUAUUGUAUUUUUAAAGAUUUUUUUAAAAUGGCCAGUCAUUUAUAUCGUCAUCAGACUGUUCUGACUUUUACACAACUUCCCAUUGUUCUUUUUAUAUAUAU